AUGUUUCAAGUAAAAGGAUGGAAUUUAAAGAAUGAUAAGAAUAUAGCACUUGGUGGUGUAUCUGAAAAGAAGAAAAACAAAAAGAAUAAAAGUAAGAAGAAGACUGAAAUUACUAAUGAUCAGAUUGAUGAUGUUAUAAAUCCAAGUAAAGAAAAAUCUAAAGAUCAAAAGAAAGACAAAUCUAAGCCAAACGACUUAAAAGAUAAAAAACUCAAGACAAAUGAUUUAAGUAAAGACUCGUCUAAAACAGAAAUUAAGGAAGUUAAAAAAUCCAAGAAUCAAAAGAAGAGAAAACAUAAUGAUGAAGAAGAACAACAAAAUAACCCAGAUCAAAUAGAUUCAAAAACCACUAAAAGAUCAAAAUCAGUAGCUAAAGCAGUAUCAACAACAACAAUUCCAAAAGCAACCAUUGAAACAUCAAAAUCACAACCAAUUCCAAUCACAUCACAAACAAAAUUAACACCAUUACAACAAAAAAUGAUGUCAAAAUUAUCAGGAUCAAGAUUUAGAUGGAUAAAUGAACAAUUAUAUACAAUAACAUCAGAAGAAGCCCUUAAAUUGAUAAAAGAACAACCAUCAUUAUUUGAUGAAUAUCAUCUGGGUUUUAGAUCACAAGUUUCAAAUUGGCCUGAAAAUCCAGUAGAUGUAUUUGUAAAUCAAUUUAAAAAUAGAUUACUCACAAGAAAUAUAAAUGCACCUGGUGGAUUACCUGGUAAUAAAGAUAGAAAAAUCAUAGUUGCCGAUAUGGGAUGUGGAGAAGCUCAAUUUAGUCAAGAUAUUACAAAAUUUAUAAGACAACAACAACAACAAAAGCAAAAAUUUAAAAAUUUAAAAGUUGAAAUUAAUAGUUUUGAUUUAAAAAAGCAAAAUGAAUAUAUAACUGUUGCUGAUAUAAAAAAUGUUCCUUUGGAAGAUGAGUCUUGUUCAAUUGUUAUAUUUUGUUUAGCAUUGAUGGGAACAAAUUUUUUAGAUUUUAUUAAAGAAGCAUAUAGAAUAUUACAACCAAGAGGUGAAUUAUGGAUAGCUGAAAUAAAAUCAAGAUUUAGUGAAAAACCAGAAGAAGAACAAGAAAAUGUUGAAAAUUCUAAAGUAGGUCAAGAAUUUGUUGAUGCUUUAAAAUUAAAUGGAUUCUUUCAUAAAUCAACAGAUAAUUCAAAUAAAAUGUUUACAAGAUUUGAAUUUUUUAAACCAUCACAAGACGUAUUGGCUGAAAGAAAAGCAAAAUUAGAACGUAAAAAAAAAUUUAUUGAAGAAGAAACUGAAAAAGAAAAAUUGGAAUCUAAAAGAGAAACUCAUCCUGAAGGUGAAUGGUUAUUGAAACCUUGUAUUUAUAAAAGAAGAUAA
This is a messenger RNA of Lodderomyces jiufengensis, 1344 nucleotides long. RefSeq names its product 25S rRNA (adenine645-N1)-methyltransferase (gene RRP8). The record is from RefSeq and is a predicted model, not a curated record. The transcript has a single exon. The coding region runs from base 1 to 1344 and encodes 447 amino acids. Gene Ontology annotation, cellular component: nucleolus. Gene Ontology annotation, biological process: rRNA methylation; ribosomal large subunit biogenesis. Gene Ontology annotation, molecular function: rRNA (adenine) methyltransferase activity. Lineage: Eukaryota; Fungi; Ascomycota; Pichiomycetes; Serinales; Debaryomycetaceae.